UUCAAAUAAACAUCCCCACCUCCUCCUCCUCUACGCCAUCACCAUAAUUUCCAAUUCCCUUGGAAACAAGAAAUCCCAUUCGAAAAUUCCUAUGGAUAAUUUGCUCAAACAAAUGGGGUCAAGUUAUCCUGGUCCUGGACAAAACAGAGAAGGACAAGCCAAUAGAAGAGACAUAUAUUUGCCUCCACAAAUAUCUCAAUCUUCUAGAGAGAAAAAAACACUUGGGAACUGGUUAGGAAGGCAAUUUUCACGUCAAAUGAGUCGAGGGAAUGAAUUAUCUAACGGCGGAAUAGAAUGUAUAACCGCAGUAGCAGCGGCUGCCUUUGCAAUUCAUUCGAUUGAAGAAUCAGAAAUCACAAGACCUAGAAGAAAGGUCGAUUAUCCUGAAACAUCGUCAUUUCCAAAGAUAAAGAUCUUCGAAGACGACAAUCAUACCUCCCCUCCACGAUCGACAUCGAAAUCUGAUAAGAUUUUUCGAGCAUUCACAAAUGCUAAGAAAGAUCCUGAAGAACCCUCCGGUGAGAAACCGGCAGUGAACUCCGAACAACAGAAACAGAAACCAAAAGAAAACAGGAUCGUUCCUUCUCCACCCGCCGUAAACGACGACUCCGGCGGCCGAAGAACAGAAAUAGAGAAACCAUUACCGAUCCCUCGACCUCCAACGCCACCCAUCUCUCGAAAACCACCAACUGCACCGAUCCAAACCAGGCCUCAAGGAACCAAAGCAGAUCUCUGGGAAAUAACAGAGCUUGCUAAAAUCCAAGAAAGAUACCAGAAGGUAGACGAGACAAUUUCUUACUGGGAAAGCAAGAAGAAAGAAAAAGCCAUACGCAAAUUUGAAGCAUCACAGGUUGUGGGAACGAAGCGGAGUCAGAGGGAAAAGGGAAGGAAAAAGUUUGAGGAAGAUAUGGAGUUUAUAAAGCAAAUUGCUGGAGAAGCAAGAACCAAAGCCCAUCGUAAGAAAAAGAAUGAGAUUCUUAAAGCUAAUCAGAAAGCAGAUAUUAUCAGAAAAACAGGGGACCUUCCUGUUUCUUGUUACUGCUGCUGAAGAACACUAAUAAUUCCGUUGAUUGAUUUGACUGCUUUUUUCUUUUCUUACCUUUUCUUUUUUUUUUUUUCUUUUUUUUGUGUUAACCGAAUGAAUGCUUUGUGAACAAAAAUAAUCUAUAAUUUAAGUUGUUUUCAGAUGGGUUCUCUGUUUUACUCUGUUUUCAUCAUUAUCAGUCUCUGAUUUUGCUUCAAAACAAAAAUCACAUAUCAAACAUAUAUAAUAUUAACUAGUCUACACAAAUUCAUCAUAGGUUUAGCAGAAAAUGCAAACCCUUAUUUACACAGAAUUACAAAAACAACCACAUAAAAAAACCCAGUUGCCAAAAAGUGUCAUUUCUUCAAGAAACCUUCAGCCACUUUCAAAUAAUCCCCAAACCCAGAUCCUCCCGCUUC
Molecule: messenger RNA, 1443 nt
Organism: Benincasa hispida (wax gourd)
Lineage: Eukaryota; Viridiplantae; Streptophyta; Magnoliopsida; Cucurbitales; Cucurbitaceae
Source: RefSeq, a predicted model, not a curated record